This is a messenger RNA of Nicotiana attenuata, 747 nucleotides long. RefSeq lists its product as uncharacterized. The record is from RefSeq and is a predicted model, not a curated record. The transcript has 2 exons. The coding region runs from base 1 to 747 and encodes 248 amino acids. NCBI's taxonomy places the organism in Eukaryota, Viridiplantae, Streptophyta, Magnoliopsida, Solanales, Solanaceae.
AUGUCACAAGAUAUUAAAGCUCUUGAGGACAAUGCAACAUGGGAAAUUGUUGGCCUACCUGCAGGAAAAAAGGCCAUAGGAUCCAAAUGGGUAUUUAAGAUAAAGUAUAUGGCAAAUGGAGAAGUAGAGAGAUAUAAGGCUCGGUUAGUAGUAAAAGGUUAUGCACAGCAAGAAGGGUUGGACUAUCAUGAGACCUUCUCUCCUAUAGCCAAAAUGGUUACUGUGAGAACAGUCAUAAGCAUAACAGCCUCUAGAGGAUGGAAUUUGUUUCAAAUGGAUGUCAAUAAUACUUUUUUGCAAGAGGACCUUUAUGAAGAUGUUUAUAUGGAGUUACCACAGGGUUUCCAGAGACAAGGGGAUUACAAGGUUCGGAUAAAUGGAGAUGAAACACUAGAGGACAUAGGAAGCUAUCAUAAGCUUAUUGGUAAGUUGCUCUACUUGACCAUCACCAGACCAAAUCUCAGUUUUGCAGUACAGGUACUCAGUCAGUUCAUGCAGCAUCCCAAACAAUCUCAUUGGGAUACAGCAUUGAGGGUGGUAAGAUAUGUAAAGGGAGCACCAAGCCUUGGUAUUUUGCUGGGAACAGGGCCUAUAGAUACAUUAUUUGCUUAUUGUGAUUCAGACUGGGCCUCCUGUCCUAAUACUAGGAGAUCUGUCAUAGGAUAUAUCAUCAAACUGGGAGAUUCUCUACUUUCAUGGAAGUCAAAAAAGCAACAAACUGUUAGUCGAAGCUCAGCUGAAGCAUAG